Macrobrachium nipponense is the source of this 1331-nucleotide messenger RNA. RefSeq lists its product as uncharacterized. The record is from RefSeq and is a predicted model, not a curated record. Bases 333 to 800 code for a protein of 155 amino acids. The transcript is spliced from 4 exons. NCBI's taxonomy places the organism in Eukaryota, Metazoa, Arthropoda, Malacostraca, Decapoda, Palaemonidae.
GAGUGAAAGCGCUUUCAGAUCGCGCAGGGGAGCUAUGAGGUGACUUUGCAGAUAACUCCUCCCCCUUCCUCCCACCCCCACCAGGGAGAGGGAGGGCCCCAUCCCUCACCCGAUCCGAGAGAGGGAGUGAGUGGGGGAGGCGAUAAAAAAGGUAUAAAUACAACUGGAAGCUGCGACACUCCGAUUACUUUCGCUGUGACGUCGAUACUCUAGAGACACACCCAAAGUCCCAAACCCGAGUUCACUACGUCCCUCUCUCUCACUCUCUAUCUCCUUCCCGCCAAAACGACUGAUCUACAGUGAUGUGAGUGAGCCUCUCUAUCAACUAACUCAUGAUGGAAUCGAGGCCUCUCAUCGCUCUGUUAGUUUUGAUAGGCUCCGUCACUGCAAGGGACCAUCACCUAAGCAAUGGAAACCUGCAGCAACUGGAGGACGGAGCCUUUCCCAACCCCCAUGGUGGCUUCAGAUUCCAAGAAAUUUUCCCAGAGGAGCACAAUGACGAUCUGAACAACGGCUUUUAUCCAGAUCCUCACUUUGAUCUAGAACCUCCUUAUCAUGGAAGGCCAGAGUCUGUUCGCUUUGGACGACCUCACUAUCGUCAGCCAGGUGGGCGACGAGUCACACGACGUCCAAGUUAUUUCAGUGCUUCCUCACCCUCCCAAGGUGUAGUGCGAAAUCCUGGCAGAGGAAUCGUUCGUGGCGGUGGACCAUUUGGUAGGACACCUUCACCCUACGUUAACGAGCCUGGUGUAGCUGGUUUCAUGAAGUCUUUCAGACGUCUCAUCAGAACAUACCUCUAAAGCAAACUUUGCUCUAGUUUUGAGGCAUACUCAAAAGGGCUCAAACAAUCAAAAACCACAUUUGGAAAAGGAGAGUUUGCACCAAUACUAACCUCCAAGAGGAUUAUCAGACUUGCUUUCUUCCAGGUGGACCAAUUCCAGCAUUGAAGACUACAGAAAUCAUGCCUCUAGUGCAGCUCAUUGUUCUCCUGAAAGUGAACUUCAAAAUCAUCUACUUCAACAGUGGCCUGCACUUUCCAUAGAGGCAAAGAUUUAUUUGAAAAUACUUUAUUCAGAAGAACUUUAUGAAUUCACUCCAGCACAUCUGAAAAGAACUGUUUAUCAUUCACUCAGGGUUAGUUUGUUACUGUUAAGUUUAGUUACAAUAAGUGACAACCCUUGUAAACUAUUACAAUUAGGCAUAUAUACUUGUUACCAUAGAAAUCUAGUGUUUGUUAUUUGAAAACUAUGAAAACCUUACAUGGAAGAGGAGAUGCUGGCAUCUCCCAUAUCUGGUGUUGUAAGGACAAAUAUAUAUUAUAAUCAUCUUCC